Messenger RNA from Podospora pseudopauciseta, 435 nucleotides. RefSeq lists its product as uncharacterized. Lineage: Eukaryota; Fungi; Ascomycota; Sordariomycetes; Sordariales; Podosporaceae. The transcript is spliced from 2 exons. Bases 21 to 353 code for a protein of 110 amino acids. The record is from RefSeq and is a predicted model, not a curated record.
ACCUCUUACCAUUAUAUCUCAUGAGCAGGCCAACAACAAACAAGAUGUCACCCCUCAGAACAACCCUCCCCCGCCUCCCAGUCUUCAGACGCUCAAUCCUCACCCUCUCACAACUCAGACAAUACUCCUCCUCCUCUCAAAAACCCACCUCCCAGACAGGAGUCUUCUACAAAGCCUGGACCAGACCAGUCGCCAAGACAGCCCUCCUCGCAGUAUUUGUAUACCAGCUGGCCUACUGGGGUUGGUCAAAGCUUGAGGUGGAUGACAUCAAGGAGCAAAAAAAAGCUGAGAUCAUCAGACUGGAAGCCCAGGUCAAGAAACUGCAGGAUGAGAAGAGGAGAGAGGAGAAAUGAGGCAUGAAAUCUGUAGAAUAUACACAACCAAAACCUUUACUUGUAGCAACAUGUUCAGUAAUGAAGCCUAAAAAGCUCGGCG